GGUCCCUGUCAACUUUAAAAGCAGAUGAUCCGGAGAGCGGCGGGUACCACUCUGCGCUCCCCCGGGUCCAACCUGAAGGUGCCAUCCGUCUGCUCCAAGCCAAGCCGCAGUAUGUCCAAAGCGAGAGAUUUCAGCAGCCAGUCCUACUCCCCCGGCAACACGGCACCGGCCAAGAGCUCCCCGGUCGACCCGCCGAGCAAAUCCAGGGAGAAGGACAACAUGGUGGGACUCAACGACAAGUUCGUCAGCUUGAUUAACAAGGUGAAACACCUGGAGGAUGAGAACAAAAAGCUCCUCACUAAGCGGGACAUCCUCAUGGACCAGGGCCACUAUGAGGGAAAAGUUGACGACAUCGUCAGGCAUCUGAAGAACGAGAAGGAGGAGCAGAUUUACAACUUGCUCCGCGACCAAGAAGCCCUUAAGUCAGAGCUGCUCGAGAACCAGGAGGAGGUGGACAACACCAAGAAGAGGUUGGAGGAGGAGGUAGCGAUUAAAGCUGACCUGGAGAAUGACUUUGUCAUCCACAAAAAGGCAGUUGAUGAAGGACACUUGGAUUCAGUGGACCUGGCUCUGGAGCUGGAGGACCUGAUGGGGAAACUGGACUUCCUCAGGGACGGCUUUGAUGAGGAAAUCAAGGAGCUGGAGUCGCUCAUCCACAAUGAGAACGUGGUCCUCACCGACAACAGAAACCGGGGUCUGGACAUGGACGACAUCAUCGCCGGGGUCGAGAAUCAGUACGCCAACAUGGCCAUCCGCACCAGGGCCGAAGCCGAGAAGUGGAACCAGAAGAAGAUGGACACCAUGGUCUUAACGGCGGGACAGCGCGAGAAGGACGUGCGUGAUUUGAAAAGGGAGAUCUCGGACUUGGUCCGCCUUAUCCAGAGGCUCAACGGUGACCUUGAGGCCCUCCAGAGAAAGGAACAGUCCCUGCAGAUGGACGCCGACGACAUGAGGAAAGAGGGAGACUCAAACCUGGAGAGGGCUCAUGCUGACAUUGGCCGGCUGCGGGAGGCCUUGCGGCGGGACAAGGAAGACCUGGGCCUACAGAUCCGCGAGCACCAGGAGCUGAUGAACCUGAAGCUGGCCCUGGACAUCGAGAUCGCCACCUACCGCAAGCUGCUGGAGGGCGAGGAGCAGAGAAUGAACUACAGGAUGCGCAACGCAGAUUUCUAAAAACAAACAAACCAAUCCCAGUGCUUACUUGCAUUCAGAAGUCCACCUGCCAGAGAAGCCUCAAGCCCCAGAACCCCCCGCUGACCCGGCGGACAGCCCCCUUUUCAAGAAAUUCCUGCUGAUCCGGGUGAAUGUGGAGAAAGGCAGAGUCGUGUCAGAAAGCUCCCAUUACUCUGAAGGUUGAGCGGCAGUGUCCAUCGCCCCUCUGCCUGCAGCGCCACAGCAGAUCCGCAGAGAAAUGUGAAACAUAUAAUGUGAAACAAAUAAUGUAAUAAACGUCCCUGGCAUCAUUAUGUCUUUAAAUGCAUCAUCGUGACUCUACCUCUCGAGCUUCUUGGCAGGUGCGGCAGUUUUCCUCAAAUCAAUGAAGCUUGAAAUUGGAGCUGUUUGUUGAUGUCAAGCUGUGUUUCAAAAUAAAUCUUCUCUUAUCUUGCUUUAUCUCUGCAAAGA
Gasterosteus aculeatus aculeatus (three-spined stickleback) is the source of this 1623-nucleotide messenger RNA. Its product is annotated as keratin, type II cytoskeletal 8. The record is from RefSeq and is a predicted model, not a curated record. Gene Ontology annotation, cellular component: keratin filament. NCBI's taxonomy places the organism in Eukaryota, Metazoa, Chordata, Actinopteri, Perciformes, Gasterosteidae.